AAUCCGAGUUUGGGUCCGGGAUCUGGAAGGGCCCAAGACCAGAAGCGGCUGGUUCUAAGGCUGUGGGAGGAGCCAACCUGAGUGAGUGGUUUGGGCUCGCGAGCAAGAAAUGGAGAACGACCCGGAGCCAAAGAAUCGAUUUCAGGUUCUUAAUCGGCUGGACAGCUUCCCGGGGCCGAAAAAUGGGGCUAAUCUGCACCAGGUUCGUGGCUGGCAUCAUGGCAGACAGGGCCUUCACGAAUCCCUAUCCAGAUUAUAGCAAAUCCCAGGCCUUGGGAUACUUUGACACUUCAGGGAGGCUUACUACUGAAUUCUCACAACGUAUAAACAAUAAGAUUCGAGAGCUUCUUCAGCAGAUGGAAAUGGGCCUAAAAUCAGCUGACCGUCGGGACUGCACUGUCUACACUGGAUGGGCAGGGAUUGCUGUACUAUACUUACAUCUCUUUGAUGUAUAUGGAGACACAAUCUACCUACAGAUGUCCCAUGAAUACGUAAAAAAGAGCUUAAGUUCCCUGACCAAGCGCACCAUCACCUUCCUUUGUGGCGAUGCUGGCCCUUUAGCGGUGGGAGCUGUGGUAUACCACAAGAUGGGGAAUGAGAAACAGGCAGAGGACUGCAUCACUCGUCUUCUCCACCUAAAUAAUCUUGACCCCCGAGUUCCUGAUGAAAUGCUCUAUGGACGAAUGGGCUACAUCUAUGCUUUGCUUUUUGUGAAUAAGUACUUUGGAGAAGAAAAGAUACCUCAGCAUCAUAUUCAGCAGGUUUGUGAUAUGGUAAUAUCAUCAGGUGAGACUCUUGCCAGAAAGAGAAACUUCAUUUCAAAGACACCACUGAUGUAUGAAUGGUAUCAAGAAUAUUAUGUGGGGGCUGCCCAUGGACUGGCAGGUAUUUACUACUACUUGAUGCAGCCUAGCCUUCAGGUAAGCCAAGUGAAGUUGCACAAUGUGGUCAAGCCCAGCGUAGACUACGUCUGCCAGCUGAAAUUCCCUUCUGGCAACUACCCUCCAUGUGUGAAUGAUUCUAAAGAUAACCUUGUCCAUUGGUGCCAUGGGGCCCCUGGGGUUAUCUACAUGCUCACGCAGGCUUACAAGGUAUUCAAUGAGGAAAAGUAUCUUAAUGAUGCCUCGAAAUGCGCUGAUGUGAUCUGGAAGUUUGGGUUACUCAGAAAAGGAUAUGGGCUGUGCCAUGGUGCUGCAGGCAAUGCAUAUGCCUUUCUGACAUUAUACAAACUCACCCAUGACAUGAAAUAUCUGUACAGAGCUUGUAAGUUUGCUGAAUGGUGUCUGGAUUAUGGAGAGCAUGGAUGUAGGACUCCUGACACACCUUUCUCCCUCUUUGAAGGAAUGGCUGGAACCAUUUAUUUCCUGGCUGACCUGCUCAUUCCAACAAAAGCCAGAUUCCCAGCUUUUGAAAUGUAAAAGACCAAAUGCAUCCCUGCAGCUCAGUGCAUGUCCAUCACUAUCCAUGCAAACAUUGGGAUAAAUGAGUCCAUUACUUUUCACUCACCUUUCUUAACUAAAGAGAACAAAUUCUGUGUUUAAAAUAAUUGGUCUUUUCAACACUAAUCUUCAGCUCAGUGUGUUUUGGAAAAUUUUCUUUUAUUUAAAAGGAUCUGGGGAAAAGAAACUUUAGGUUGUUUUCCUAAAAGGGGGUGAAAUGUACAAUAUUUUGUUGGAAACACAUACACACAUAUUUCAGAACUUGCAAGAAGCUGCUUAUUAUUUAAACUUUUCAACGUGAUUUAAUGUUGAUACAGUUUUUGCUGCUGUAAUAAAAACUGAAUUGUAGUUAAAGAUUAAUACAUAACUGUUAGUGGAUAGUACUGCUUCUUAAAUAUUCAUUUUCCUUUGGACUAUAGAAAAGAUAUUAUUAUAGCCAGGCUUCUGUGUGGUUGGCUGACUAUCAGAGGAGAGGAGAGCAGAGCUAUAUUUGCUCUGGAAAACUGCAGAAGCCACAAACUGGACCAACAAUACUGAAUCCUUUCUUAAACUCACAUUGUCUAUUCAGAGUUUAUUUAAUGAACUCUUUAUCUUUUUAUUAGUGGAUAUAAGCUAGCAUUUGUAUACAACUCCCAAAUUUAAAAAAACCUUAAAAAUAUGAUAAUCAGUUUAAAAUUUUUACUUUGUUUUGAUAAAGUUCAAAGUAUGCUAAUAAAUUACAUGUUUAUUAUUUUUGGCUCUAGAAAAAUGUUCUGAAUUUUGGAAGUUCUUAUUAAAAGGUGGAUAUUUUUGUUGUUA
Molecule: messenger RNA, 2237 nt
Organism: Vombatus ursinus (common wombat)
Lineage: Eukaryota; Metazoa; Chordata; Mammalia; Diprotodontia; Vombatidae
Gene: LANCL1
Product: LanC like 1
Exons: 10
Coding region: 183-1418 (411 amino acids)
Biological process (GO): peptide modification; carbohydrate metabolic process
Cellular component (GO): plasma membrane
Source: RefSeq, a predicted model, not a curated record